Messenger RNA from Triplophysa dalaica, 8338 nucleotides. RefSeq names its product zinc finger MYM-type protein 4-like. The transcript has 28 exons. The coding region runs from base 3780 to 8012 and encodes 1410 amino acids. The record is from RefSeq and is a predicted model, not a curated record. Gene Ontology annotation, molecular function: zinc ion binding. NCBI's taxonomy places the organism in Eukaryota, Metazoa, Chordata, Actinopteri, Cypriniformes, Nemacheilidae.
AUAAAGAGUGGCCCGCGUGUUGUUUAUCAUUUGUGCGGCGGGUCGAUGUGAAGCUAACGUUAUGCGUCAAUUGCAGUAUUUUACAGUUAUGUUAUGUGGGUGCUUUUCAAUAUACGUUUCUCUAUAACUUCAAAGCACAUGAUGUUGUAUUUUAAUGGUCCAGAAUUGGCGCGAGACAAUAGAGCAUCAAGCAACAGGCAAACGGCUUGUUUUGAGGGUAUUUGUAUAUGUAUAUCAAAAAGAUAUAGAGCUAUAUAAUAUGUAUGUUCGUUCUAACACAUUACUGUUUAGAAAUGUAGGUUUAUUAUGUCUACGUUGCAUUCCCAGGUGCAAGUGCAUUUGCAGCAGAUGUACAUUUAAGACUGGUGUUAAAGGCAUAGUUCGGAGGAAAACGAAUUACCCCACGUUUUGUUCACCCUCAAGGCAUCCUAGGUGUAUAUGACUUUAUUACAUCAUACGCUAGCUGUGCAAUACAUCGAUCAUAAACCGCACGUGAUAUGGCUACUGUCUGCGAUUUAUUGUGCACAGCUUGUUAGUGAAGUACGAUUAAAUGAUCCAGUGUUGCAAAUAUUUUCAAUGGAAAGUAGCUAAAGCCUGCCGGAAAAGUCGCCAUAUGACGUCACUAAUUUGCAUGUAAGUGGCGUCAUCACGUAGGAUCAGCUACACGCUUUAGGUCUGCUUCAACUCUCUACAUUCAGAAAUGUAUUUUACCAUAUUAUAUUAAAGGGGUCAUAGGGCACGGAUAAGUGUUUUCCUGUUUCUUUGGUGUGUUUUAAAUUGCCCAUGCAUGUAUUAGACACGUAAAAUAAAAAAAAAAUAAAGUGUCGGAACAAAAGACACAUUUUAUCUAAAAAGGAAUGCUCAACCGGACCUGCCUGAAACGCCUUGUGUAACCACAUCCCAGCGAAUCUACGUCGCUUCGUAUCAUGAUUUGACUUAGACGACCCAAAUCUAAACGCAAGGAAGAUGGGCGUACUUGUAAAUCUCCUUGUAUCGUCACCGCCGCAGACAUGUCGCGGAGACGCUGUGUGUUUCGUUACAAAAAGAAAGACUCUUUGUUUGCUAUGUCAAAAGACAACUAAAAAGGAAUGGUGUGAUCUGCAAAUGCAGACAUGCGCGCAACGUGAAAAAAGACAAAAUAAUCAGUAAUAAUGUUCCAACAAGAGGCAACAAAUGUUUGGUUUAUAAUGGGGUUUAUUGUCUUUUUUGAGUUGCGACGAGACGUGGUGUAACACUGGUUGAUCAAGAAGGUCCAAGAUGCGAGCUUGUUUCUGUCUCACACAAACUCUGUGUGAUGUAUAUGGUUAUUUGUUUAUAGUCUUUAUACGUCGUAUAUAAAGGUAAAGCAGUUAGCUAUAGUUUUUAACUAUUUAACAUAAUUUUUUGUAAAACCUUACCAAUCCUUUACACCGUGCUCAAGUCGCGCUUGCAAAGUUGAUGUAUCGGCUUGAUCAUCUUCAUUUCCCUUAUCAGAUUCGGGCUUGAAUUGAUAUAAGUACCAUGACAUUUUAUCAGCUGUCAGUAAAAUUGCUUUGGAACCUGAUGUUCCGAAUAUAGUAAGAGGCAUUACAUUUCCGUCAUACGCUUGCAGUAUUCAACCAAUCACUACGCACUAGUUAACUGGCCAAUCAUAGCACACCUCGCUUUUCAGAGCGAUGAGCUUUUUUAAAAAUCAGUGCGUUUCAGAGAGGCGGCGCAAAGAGGAGAAACAUGCACGAUGUGUGGAAAAUACAGCAUUUUUGAACCUUAAAUUGUGUAUACACAUUACAUUAAAUCUAAAACUUACAACGAUAAUAUCCGUUUUAUAGAUGUCAUAUGACCCCUUUAAAACAAAACACCCAAAUGCACGAUAAAUGGUUCUGAAUUUAGGGUUAGUCUUUAACUCGCACCAGAGAGAGUUUAGAAUGUAGGCUUUGAGUUUUAAGCACACGAAAGAGCUUGUGUUGCGCACGGCUCCGGCUUUUCCUUGCACCAGAGAUAGUUUAUAAUGUGUGGGGUUUGAGUUUUCAGCGCACGAGAGAGCUAGUGAUGCACCAGACAGAGUUUUAUCUUGGGCUUUGCCUCAAGCCAGAGAGUUUAUAAUGUUGAGUUUUCAUUGUAAGAAAGAGCUUUUGAUACUCACGGCUUGAGAUUAGCAUUGUAUGCAUUAGCUAAACACAGAUAUAAGAUUUCUUGAAGUUAAGACAAAAAUAAAUGGUCACACCUCUGAUUCGGUGGAGCUAACAGGUCCAAAUAAAGUUGGUAUUCAAGGAUAGUCGUUUAUAUAUCCUGCAGUGAACGCGCCAAGAUUAUUGAAGAAAUCUUCGUUGAAAUGACGCGCACACCGUAAAACCCUUGGGUUUUACUCCUCUGGUGUCGUUUAAAAAUGAAUUGUAACCAUUGUUUCCUCAGAAGCUCUUCCUUUGGUAGUUUGAGUAAGACCGACUUAGUUUCACAAUGUAGAACACAGGUUCUCUGUUGGGAAAGCAUUGAACCAGAAUGUUUCGCCAAGGCUUUUUCAGAAUGUAGCUAGAUUUUUUGCUCGUCGCUUAUUUAAAAAAAAGUCGCUUAAAUCGUUAAAUCUAUUUAACUUCAGAAGUAGAAAUACGAGGACACACGACUGCUGAAGAACGCAUAUUGAGAAACGGGCUACGUGUGUCCUCGUAUUCUAGAUCUUCACCAUCAAAAAACCGUCAAAGUCGGGCUCCAAUUCUCAAGAACAGAGAACACAUGAAUGUACUUGGAUGUAUUUUCAAUAUAAUGGAUGCAUCGAAUGCAGUUAAGUCCCGCUUGAAGUCCCAGAUGUCACUGUGGCGCAUCCGUUCUUUCGAGGCUGCCUCGCAAGACCGGCCUCCACGAGAACAUAAGUCAGUUCUUGGAAUUGAGAAACGGCCGUAGUUCCAAGGAAAGUGCCCUAUGAGCAUAAUUCCUUCACGUGUCAGGUGUUUUCACGAUAAUAAAGUAUAUUUAUAAUGCUAAUCUUUGACGGGUGGUACUUUUUAAUUUGCAAGUUAUAAGCGGCUCAAAUUCGCAGUUCUUUUCAAUUAAGCAGCAUUUCCUACCAAUCAAAGAGCUGUGCUUCACAAACAAACUGCAUUAAACAAUCGCAUUUUGCAUAAUCGCAGCGAUUUAAUAAUCGCACUAACCAGCUCGAUUUAUGCAUGCUGAUUUAUCGUGCACAUCUCUAAUUUUAUGACAUUUAUCCGGGCUUUACCAAACUUUGUAAGGGGAGUGAAUGGGGCAGGAGAUUUUGAAGCUCCAAAAGUACAUCCCUCUAUCAAAAUACAGCUCCACGCAGCUCCAUGGGGUUAAUAAAGGCCUUCUGAAGUGAAUCGAUGUGUUUGUUUAUGAGAAAUAUCCAUAUUUAUAUACGGUUAUAACAUUAUCUGUUGGCUGCACGUGCACAAGAGGGAAACGCUCAGUCAAAUGACGCAGGUGUGUUGUAAGUUAUGUUGAUGAACACGGCUGCACAGAGGAGAAAGUAAAUCAAAAUCUUAAUAAAAUUAAAGAUCAUUAAAUCUAUAAGAUUACGUCCGCCGUCGUCACGGGAAGAUGCGCCAUUAGCAUUUCACACAUUCCCUUUAAGUGAUCCUUAGCGAUUGAAGCUAUGACUGAUCGCUAUUCGUUGGGAUGUAAAUACGCUCUUGGAAAAACUCAACAUAUCUUGCUGUGGAGUGAACAUUUCGUCUCCGAUGAUUGUGAGCCAGCUGUGCCUGUUCCUGCGCAUCUGCUAAACCAGGACUCAACGUGCGAUCCUGUUCCAGCUCCACCAAGUCUGUAUUGCCCAGCAACAGGCGAAGAUGAGGAAACAGAUGUCGGAUGCAUCAACAUUUUUUGAGAGCGUUUCACAAUCAACUCCAGUCAAACAACGCCACAUUGAACAAAAUGAGAGAACUGACACAGGACUCCGUUUGACGCUAGCUAGUCCAGAAGCAGAUUCCAGACAGACAAGUUCAUCUACAACUGGAACAUGCAUUGCCUUCCCCCCAAUACGUUCAAACCAAUCAAACAUCGCUGAGGUAAGCGUGAACGACUGUCAAGGGAGCCUAAUGGAAGAAGGUCCCAAGAAAGUUCAGGAGGAGGAGGAGGAGGAGGCGGAGGAAAUGAACACGGAAGAUACAGCACAGUCUUCAGAAGAGCUUGUGAUUGCUAAAGUUGAGGACCUAAAAGAUGAAUUGUCAAUGGAUGUGGACCAGACUAAAGAUCACAAUGGGAAGGAGGUGGAUAAACCAGAAGACGCAGUGACAGAAAAAAUGCCAGCCAAAGAAAUAAAAUACGAAGUGCCGGAGAUGUCCGCUGCUACGGACACACAACCAGUGUUAAAAAGUAACACAAAAGCAUCCCUGUCCUCUGAUGUGGUACCUGUGAAAAUCAAGGAUGAACCAAUGGAUGAAGAGUAUGAGACAGCAUCAACACAACAUCGACCAAUAGGAAACAUUAAGGAUGAGCCUGAAACCUCAGCCGACUUUAAGCAGACACCGGAAGAAUUUAAAAUCAGUGCGGUGUUCUCUGUGGGAGAAAAGAGUGUUGGAGCUCCAAUAGCCACCACAGCAAAUACAGCAGCCGUCCCUUUGCUUACACCUCCUCCACUGGCCCCUAUUAUCCCAGUUGGUGUAGUCUGCACAGGCUGUAAGAAAGUUCUGCUAAAGGGUCAGACGGCUUUCCAGCGCAAAGGUUGUUCCAAACUCUACUGCUCGCCUCAGUGUCUCUGUAACACUUCUAAUCUGGUGGUCAAGUUACCCGAUAAGAAAACCUGUCACUGGUGCAACAAAGAUAUUGUUGACCUAAAGGAAAUGGUCAAUGCCCCAGACACAUCAGGGGCUAUGAAGGACCUCUGCAGCCAAAAAUGCCUCCAUGCUUCUACAUUCAGGUGCAGCAGGUGUCAAAAGAAAGCUGUGUGUUACACUCACCAAGUGAACCUCAUGAACUCAGUCCAUAAGCUGUGCAGCGAAGUCUGUUUCAACCUGUUCCGCACCUCCAAUAAUAUGACCAUCAACUCCUGUAUGAACUGUGGUGCGUUCUGCAACAGCGCCGACAGUUCGUGUCCCACUUUACAGAUAGAUGGCAACUCUGACAAGUUCUGCAAACAAAUCUGCCUCGCAGCCUACCUAAAGAAAACUAAAAAACCUGUUGCUUGUAAAAUAUGCCGUGCCAUCCGCCCGACUGCCGAAAUGGUGGACAGUCCAAACUCAGAGGGCAUCACAGAGCUCUUCUGCUCCACUUCCUGUGUCACAGCAAAUAAAGUCCAGACUGUCAGUUCUUCAGGUGCUGCCGUGGAAUGCACGAGCUGCAACAAGAAAGUACCACCUCAGUAUCAUCUAGCCAUGUCUGAUGGAACCAUUCAGAACUUCUGCUCAUUUUCCUGUGUGGUGUCAUUUCAGGAGUCUUUAAGUAAGAAACCAUCUCAAAACCAAGUUAAUACAAUUACCUCUACAAGCAACAUCAUACAUACACCGGCUGCUGCUGCAUCCAAACCUGCCCCAGCGGAGUCCAGCUCAUCAACAAAGACCAAUGUACCGUUGCAAACAGUCACCAAAAUCCCUUGCGCUCAAUGUCUGCUAUCAUUCUUCCACAAGCCGGAUCUGCUGGAGUUCAGGAGAAAAAUGUAUGCUUUCUGCGGUACCGUUUGCAUCGAAGAGUUUAAAAGAAUCAACAACGUCAUGGCUCGCUGUGAAUACUGCAAAAUCGAUAAGGUUGUGAAGGAGGUCAAAAGAAUUAACAAGAUCGACCGGUCUUUCUGCAGCGAGGGAUGCAGGUUACUCUAUAAGCAUGAUCUGGUGAAGCGCUGGGGCAAGAAACACUGUCGCAACUGCAUGUACUGUAACGGUUCAUCUCAGACUUCAGUGACCAAGGUUAUUAAUAAGAAGGAGGAAGAGUUUUGUGGAAACGUAUGCUUGACGCAAUACAACAUGAUUCUCAAGCAGGAGGUUAAGUGCACAAUGUGCAAGCAGGCCAAGAAGAUGAAUGAAACUGUGAAAUGGCUGGGUGAGAUUAAGCAUUUCUGCAGCCUGCAAUGUCUGAUGUUCUUCUGCAGUCUUCAGGGCACCACAGGGACGGCCAUUAAAGCUGCAAGCAAAAUUCUGCCUGCACAGGGGACAACAAGCCCAGUAAUAUCUGUAUUGCCUAAGAACACUGUUAAUCGCACACCAGCGGCAACUAAAGAAGCCACACCGGUCAUUGCCAAUGUUAUAUCGCUCUCAAGUUCACCUAAUGCACAGCCAGGUGUCUUGGGCAACACUAUUUUGCAAGGCGCUGUUCCAGCUUCUACUGUCAAAGUGUCAGGACAACUUUGUGCUGGUACGCAGACAGACGUUGUGAAAACUCCUACUCAGCCACCCAAAAUCCUUAAGAACAAGGCUUUACUGUGUAAACCCUUAAGCCAAAACAAAGGCACAUCCUGUAAACCCAAUGUAUGCAAUGCAGACACGCAAACAGAUGCACCUAAUUUCAUGGUGUUGCCUGUUCCAGUGCCAGUGUAUGUGCCAGUUCCCAUGAAUCUCUACACCCAAUACACACCACGGCCUGUGGGCUUUCCGCUUCCGAUUCCAGUGCCCAUGUUCUUCCCUACAACUCUGGACAGUGCUGAACGCAUUGUGAAGACCAUCCAAGAAAUCAAAGAGAAGAUCCCUGAUGAUCCUCUGGAGGCUGAUCUCAUCAUGAUGGCGGAGAUGGUGGCUGAGGACGCAGAGAGGGAGAAAAAUAACACUACUAAUGACCAGACUGCUAACCUAAUGGACGACCUCGAUUUGGAAGCCUUAUCCAGCAAUCUAAGUUGGGAGGAGGAUUCUGUCUCUUCUGCCCAGAUGUGGGAUCCAACGCCAGAGCUAGAAAAAGCAACGUCUAAAUCGGAUUCUCUAACCAUCACCUCUGCCCCAACAGAAGAGCCACAGAUGGAUCUGGAGGCUGAUUUUCCAGUCGAGAGCAUUGAACUUUUGAGAGGACAAACACAAGAGGAGCCACAGGUGGUAUCAAAUUCGGUCAAACGGAGACCUCGCAGAAAAGGUCGAGAUGGCCUCCCUCAAAAAAAACGGGGCCGUAAGAGUGCGACACCGGUAGUGGCAGCACCAGCUCCAACCCAAAACACUCAGACUAACCUCUCCCAACUGCAACAACAAUACGGCGUCAGUGCUUGGAAGAACUGGGUGCGCUGGAGGAACUCCCAACCUCAUUUGGAGACUCCCAAAUUUGGCUCGCGAAGCAUGACCCUCAAGGAAGACUUGUUGAAGUGUAGCACUGCUGAGUUGAGCUACGGCCUCUCCAAGUUCAUCUCUGAAGUGUGUCGACCCAGUGGAGAGAAUUACAGCCCUGAUAGCAUCUUUUAUCUCUGCUUAGGCAUCCAACAGCAUCUGUUUGACAAUGAACGGAUGGAGAACAUAUUUGCAGACGUCUGCUACAGCAGAUUCUGCCAGGAUAUGACAAACAUGCUCAAGGGAUGGACACCCACUAUUUUGCCAAGUGGUUAUGUUCAUUCUCGAGUAGAGGAAGAAUACCUGUGGGACUGUAAGCAGUUGGGGGCGUUCUCACCUGGCGUGCUGCUGAACACGCUGCUUUAUUUCUUCACCAAGUUCUUUAACUACAAAACAGUGGAGCAGCAUCGACGUCUCUCUUUCGGCCAUGUCAUACGCUGCUCUCGGAGCAAGGGCAGCGGCAAAGAGGCAUGUUUGCGUUUCUACCCGCCCAAAGAGGAGGCAAACACAGAUGGAGUGCCGGCAAAGAGGAGAAAGGAGGAUGAAGAAGAAAAGGAAACUGCGCUAGAGAUAAAAGAGAAUUCUCAGAAUGCCCUUCGCUGUCCUGUCAGGCUGUAUGAGUUCUAUCUCUCUAAAUGUUCUCCCACCGUGAGACAGAGCACGGCCCAGUUUUACUUGAACCCUGAACGCUCCUGUGUCCCAAGCAGUCCCAUGUGGUUCUCCACAUCCUCGUUGAGCGAUGAGGCUCUGGAAAACAUGCUCGCACGCAUCCUAACAGUCAGAGAGCUGCACCUGCUGGAGGACAAAUCGCCCCAUGAAACAGAUUCUGACAGCGACUCGGAUUGAGAAACAGACCACAAACGCACAUAAAUGACUAAAGCAAUGUGUCUAGAAAUAUUUCUCCAUGAUUAAACGCAGGAUUUACAAGGCCGAACAGGUUUUUUUCUCCGAGAUCGAACAUGAACGUAUAUUUGAGAAAUUCUCAUGUGAAGAUGACCGUGAAAACUGAAAUUGUAUGGCUUGUGGAUAAAGUUUAUGCAGUGUGACAUUACACAGCUUUCUGAGUCACUUUUUAUGUUAUGCUGAAACACUAAAGCAUUCUUGAUGAGUCAAUGGCUGAAGAUUUUGCUCUUUGUUCAUUUAGAAUAAAGUAUUGAGCAUUUUCAUAGUUA